Molecule: messenger RNA, 429 nt
Organism: Phytophthora nicotianae INRA-310
Lineage: Eukaryota; Oomycota; Peronosporomycetes; Peronosporales; Peronosporaceae
Exons: 1
Coding region: 1-429 (142 amino acids)
Source: RefSeq, a predicted model, not a curated record
AUGGCUAGGAAAAACACGCGAGGAGUCCGUGCGAGCACCGACGAAGGCGAUCUCGUCUUGGGCUCUGCGAAUUGUGAAAUGAUUUUGUCUAAAGAGGAGUUCGACAUGCUGCAGGCUUUUCAUCGGUUUGUACCGCUACCAGCGCUAACUUCUCGCAUCCUACGGGUUUACUGCGAAGACGAUCUACAAGUUCCAGAGGUGUACGAUGACGUCGAAGAAGCAGUCAAUCCAUCAUCUGAACAUGGACAAACUACCACGAAAGGCUCAACAUCAGGCAACAUUCUUCGUCAUCCUUGCCGGCCCAGAAAUCUCAGAAAGAAACCUCACUUCAAGGUCAAUCUAACAUCUCAAACUCCACGCAUCCAGCAAUCUAGACCACCAAGCUCAAGCGACUUCGAGCGCUCCGACCGUCCUGAAACUCCAGAAUAA